GCAAAUUGAAUCAAAUGCUGCAAGCCCUCUCAGAAACUGAGCGUGUUUUUGAAGAACAUGGAAAGAAUGUUAAAAUGUUCGUUUCCGAGACUAGUCUUCAAGCCUGGCGUCUAACUAUAAAUAGUGCAAUAAAUCUGAUCGAGGAGCAAUUCAAAGCAGGAAUUAAAGUUGUACUAACAGGAAAAUUUAAUCAAGAUCCUCUAGAGAGGCUGUUUGGAAUCGUUCGUUCGGUAGAUAGCCACCCAACGGUGACAUCUUUUUUGCAAAUCAUUCGAUACGUUUCUCUACAAUCUCGCCUGAGUUUUCUUAUGAAGCAAGUGAAAGGAAGUAAUAUCGACAAUAAGGAGCCACUUGAGAUGCUGGUAACGAUGUCCCAGUGUCUCCAACAACACGCAAAAGACAUUGACAUCACCGUGAAGGACUUUAAGGAAGCCAUCAAAGAUAAGUUGCUCGCCGAAUUAACUAUACGUUAUGUAGACGACAUACCAAAAGGAGGUAAAAAUGAUUUCAAUUUAAACUUGAUGGUGUAUGACCUUUGUGGUUACAUCGUAAAAACGAGGAAACAUUUAACUGCUUGCGAAGUCUGUAAGAAUUUGGUGCGUUGCCACGAACUUGACUUACCUAAAGAUUUCACUUCUGACCAAUAUACAGCAAUGAGAAAUCGUGGUUAUCUAGUCUACGUAACGGUACCUUUUUUUAAAACUAUUCUUGUUGUUGAACUGGCAAUUCAAUCUAGUUUUGAAGAUCUCAACCACAUCUACAUCCACGAUUCAUUUGAAUUGUGUUGUGCCAAAAUUGCAGAGUUACACACUGUUCCACUUUUCUGUGACGAACACAGAGAUUAUAACCUAAAAUACCUAGUAAUGGAGUAUGUAAAGGUACGUUUUCAUUUAGAGAGCAAGCGUCUUAGAAAACUGUUGGUGUUGCAAGCCAAAUCCAAAGUGCAAACCAACUUCAAAAUAGCUAAGAAUUCGUAA
This is a messenger RNA of Daphnia magna, 977 nucleotides long. RefSeq lists its product as uncharacterized. Bases 15 to 977 code for a protein of 320 amino acids. The transcript has 2 exons. Lineage: Eukaryota; Metazoa; Arthropoda; Branchiopoda; Diplostraca; Daphniidae. The record is from RefSeq and is a predicted model, not a curated record.